CAGGCUCGACACCUUGGAUGGAAGUCUUGGACUCGACUCCUGGCUUACAUGGUCCACACUUUAUCCCCUCCCUUCUCUGCCACCACCUUGUCCUGCUCUCCUGUGCAGAGCGGUCGGUUACGAGAAGCAGACUUAACAGCCAAGCAGAUAAAGCUUAGAAAAGCGCAGAGUGCGCCUCAUCGGGAUCCACCAUGCUGCAACGAACGCUUCUCCGGUCAGCUACCUCCUCCUCUGCUGCAUCUUCCAUUGCUUGCUCAUCGAAGGCACCGGUCCUUCGGCGACAAGCGCUUGGAAUGAAGGCCGCCCAUAUUAUUUCAGCUCGUUCUCUAGCGACAUCAUCGCGCGUCAUGAGUAACGCUACAUCCUCGUCCUCGACUAAUGCGACCUCGCUCGUGCCACCCCCAUCCCCACUGCCGCUACAGGCUCCAAAUGCACAGCAGGAGCAACAUGCAUUCGACAAAGCCUGUCAGGAUGUGCAGGCUUGGUUCGACAGUCCUCGCUUCAAGGGAAUCAAGCGGCCAUAUGGCCCAGCCGACGUCGUGUCGAAACGAGGAACCAUGCCUGUACAACCACCACAAUCCUCGCUCCUCGCAGACAAGCUCUUUUCUAUCCUAUCCAAGCACGCCGCUGAAGGUACACCUUGUCACACUAUGGGCGCCAUCGAUCCUGUGCAACAAUCACAAAUGGCAUACCAUCAAGAAGUCGUCUACGUUUCUGGAUGGGCGUGCUCGUCGGUGUUGACGACCUGCAACAACGAGGUUGGCCCCGACCUGGCCGACUACCCUUACACCACUGUACCUAAUCAGGUGCAGCGACUAUUCAAGGCACAGCUUCACCAUGACCGGAAGCACUGGGAUGAGCGAUGCAGCCUCAGCAAGCAGGAGCGUGAAACGACCCCCUGGGUCGACUACCUCAAACCGAUCAUUGCAGAUGCCGAUACGGGUCAUGGUGGACUCAGCACCGUGCUUCGUCUGGCCAAGCUCUUCGCCGAACACGGUGCGGCUGCGAUCCAUCUCGAGGACCAGUUGCACGGCGGUAAGAAGUGCGGUCAUCAGGCUGGCAAAGUUCUCGUUCCCAUCUCAGAGCAUGUCAACCGCCUGACUGCCACGCGUCUCGCUUGGGAUGUGCUAGGUGUUUCCAACCUCGUCAUCGCGCGCACAGACUCGGAGAGUGCCAAGCUCAUCUCUUCGAACAUCGACUACAGGGACCACGCGUUCAUCAAGGGCGCCUACAAUCUGCCCGCAGGGACUUUGAGUCUCGCAGAGGCGCUGGCGCACGCAGAGGCAAGCGGGAAAACCGGCGCGGAGGUCGAUGCGGUCGAAAAAGCGUGGAUGGACCAGUGCGAGCUCGUCACGUUUGACGAGGCGGUGGCCCUUCACAAUGUCGGCAACGAGUCGGGUAUUCAGGAAUACAAGCAGCGGAUCGCAUCCUCCGAUGUUGCCGUGUCCAAUCUUAACGCACGCACCGUCGCAGCGGAGGUCUUUGGAGGCGAGAAGGGUGUACCGAACUGGUGCUGGAACCUACCGCGUACCAAGGAGGGAUACUACCACUUCAAGGGUGGCGUCGAGGCCGCCAUCACUCGCGUCAAGGUCUUUGCGCCAUACAGCGACAUGCUCUGGCUGGAGACCAAGAUACCAGACCUUAAGCAAGCGCAAGGCUUUGCAGCUGACAUCCACAAGGACUUCCCCGGCAAGUGGCUCGUGUACAACCUCUCGCCCUCGUUCAAUUGGUCCGCACACGGCUUCUCCGACGCAGACCUCAAAAAUUUUGUCUGGGAUCUUGCCAAGAGCGGCUUUGUCCUGCAGCUCAUCUCGCUUGCUGGGCUGCACUCUGGCGCGACGAUCACUGCCGAGCUCAGCAAGGCGUUCAAGACGGACGGCAUGCUAGCGUAUGUCAACCUGAUCCAGAGGAAGGAAAAGGAGGUUGGCACGGAUGUGCUCAAGCAUCAGGCUUGGAGCGGCGCCGCGUACACUGACCGCAUGCUCCAGACAAUCAGCAGCGGUACCUCGGGGACCAGUGCUAUGGGCAGUGACAGCACCGAACACUCAUUCUGAGCACUCCGGGCGGAAACUGUAUUAUAGUCGUUUGCGACAGUCCAAAGCGUCCAUCGCGUAAUAUCCAG
Messenger RNA from Tilletiaria anomala UBC 951, 2122 nucleotides. RefSeq names its product putative isocitrate lyase. Gene Ontology annotation, cellular component: mitochondrial matrix. Gene Ontology annotation, molecular function: methylisocitrate lyase activity; isocitrate lyase activity. The record is from RefSeq and is a predicted model, not a curated record. The transcript has 2 exons. Bases 348 to 2054 code for a protein of 568 amino acids. Lineage: Eukaryota; Fungi; Basidiomycota; Exobasidiomycetes; Georgefischeriales; Tilletiariaceae.